Cariama cristata (Red-legged seriema) is the source of this 2353-nucleotide messenger RNA. It is a transcript of the gene GRIA1, whose product is annotated as glutamate receptor, ionotropic, AMPA 1. Gene Ontology annotation, cellular component: dendritic spine; plasma membrane; postsynaptic membrane. The transcript has 11 exons. Gene Ontology annotation, biological process: synaptic transmission, glutamatergic; modulation of chemical synaptic transmission; monoatomic ion transport. Lineage: Eukaryota; Metazoa; Chordata; Aves; Cariamiformes; Cariamidae. Gene Ontology annotation, molecular function: transmitter-gated monoatomic ion channel activity involved in regulation of postsynaptic membrane potential; AMPA glutamate receptor activity. The record is from RefSeq and is a predicted model, not a curated record. Bases 6 to 2009 code for a protein of 667 amino acids.
GAUUCAUGGAUAUUGACCUGACCAAAUUCAAGGAGAGCGGAGCUAACGUAACUGGCUUCCAGUUGGUGAAUUACACGGAUGCUGUUCCCGCCAGGAUCAUGCAGCAGUGGAGGAAUAAUGAUGCCAGGGAGCAUCCUCGUGUGGACUGGAAGAGGCCAAAGUACACGUCGGCUCUAACAUACGACGGGGUCCGGGUGAUGGCUGAGGCAUUUCAGAACCUGCGGAGGCAGCGGAUCGACAUCUCCCGUCGUGGCAAUGCCGGGGACUGCCUUGCCAACCCAGCCGUGCCCUGGGGACAAGGCAUCGACAUCCAAAGAGCGCUGCAGCAGGUCCGUUUUGAAGGAUUGUCUGGCAACGUUCAGUUUAACGAGAAGGGACGGAGGACCAACUACACCCUCCAUGUGAUUGAGAUGAAACAUGAUGGGAUCAGAAAGAUUGGUUAUUGGAAUGAAGAUGAGAAGCUGGUUCCAGCAGCCAUAGAUACUCAAAGUGGCAAUGAGUCCACAAGCCUCCAGAACAGGACUUACAUAGUCACAACUAUCCUAGAAGACCCAUAUGUGAUGCUCAAGAAGAACGCCAACCAGUUUGAAGGCAAUGAGAGGUAUGAAGGCUACUGUGUGGAGCUCGCUGCUGAGAUUGCGAAGCAUGUUGGCUACCACUACAGGCUGGAGAUUGUCAGAGAUGGGAAGUACGGAGCCCGAGACCCUGACACAAAAACAUGGAACGGCAUGGUGGGAGAACUUGUUUAUGGGAGGGCGGAUGUGGCUGUGGCACCAUUAACCAUCACUCUGGUUCGAGAAGAAGUUAUAGACUUUUCCAAACCGUUCAUGAGCUUAGGUAUCUCUAUCAUGAUAAAAAAACCUCAGAAGUCCAAACCAGGAGUUUUUUCCUUUCUGGAUCCUUUGGCUUACGAGAUAUGGAUGUGCAUUGUUUUUGCCUACAUUGGGGUGAGUGUUGUCCUCUUCCUGGUGAGUCGCUUCAGCCCUUAUGAGUGGCACACUGAGGAAUUUGAGGAAGGACGGGACCAGCCGGCCAACGACCAGACGAAUGAGUUUGGGAUAUUCAACAGUCUCUGGUUCUCCCUAGGAGCUUUCAUGCAGCAAGGAUGUGAUAUUUCUCCAAGGUCUCUCUCCGGCCGCAUAGUCGGUGGCGUCUGGUGGUUCUUCACCUUGAUCAUCAUAUCCUCCUACACAGCUAACCUGGCUGCCUUCCUCACCGUGGAAAGGAUGGUUUCUCCCAUCGAGAGUGCAGAGGACUUGGCUAAGCAGACAGAAAUCGCCUAUGGGACCCUGGAAGCUGGCUCCACUAAAGAAUUUUUUAGGCGAUCCAAAAUAGCAGUGUUUGAGAAGAUGUGGACGUACAUGAAGUCAGCUGAACCCUCCGUUUUUGUGAGGACAACAGAAGAGGGGAUGAUCCGGGUGAGGAAGUCGAAAGGGAAGUAUGCCUACCUCUUGGAGUCCACGAUGAACGAGUACAUCGAGCAGCGGAAGCCCUGUGACACCAUGAAGGUGGGAGGUAACUUGGACUCCAAAGGCUAUGGCAUUGCAACACCAAAGGGUUCUGCGCUGAGAGGUCCCGUAAACCUAGCGGUUUUGAAACUCAGUGAGCAAGGCGUCUUAGACAAGCUGAAAAGCAAAUGGUGGUACGAUAAAGGGGAAUGUGGAAGCAAGGACUCCGGAAGUAAGGACAAGACGAGUGCGCUGAGUCUCAGCAAUGUGGCGGGGGUUUUCUAUAUCCUCAUCGGUGGGCUCGGACUAGCCAUGCUGGUUGCCUUAAUCGAGUUUUGUUACAAGUCCAGAAGUGAAUCAAAGCGGAUGAAGGGUUUUUGUUUAAUCCCACAGCAAUCAAUCAACGAAGCCAUACGGACAUCAACCCUUCCCAGGCCGGCUGCAGCAGGAGGCAGUGGAGAAAACGGACGUGUGGUCAGCCACGAUUUCCCCAAAUCCAUGCAGACGAUCCCGUGCAUGAGCCACAGCACUGGCAUGUCCCUGGGAGCUACGGGAUUAUAAUUGGCCUUUUGACCCAUUGCCUGGGUGAGAGCAGGGGCAGCCCAACUCCACCCCCUCCAGAGCCAAAAACAAACCCAACACCAACAAGACAAAUGACAAUGACAGAAGGGACAAUCGGAUGGAUCUUCUUGAGGAAAUCAAAUCUAUUUCCCUUUUUAUUUGCAAACAGAUCCGCUGGCAGGAGAACAGAAACAAGUCUGUACUGCAAUAAGGAGAGUCUAAUGGGAUUUAACAAACUCGUGAACCGUCCCUGAUCAAAGAACCACUGGAACACUAAUGAGAACUAUGCCAUUUUGUUUUAACUUGUUGUUAAUAAGUCUUAGUGUGUGCAAUAUAUAUAUUUU